This is a messenger RNA of Phragmites australis (common reed), 887 nucleotides long. RefSeq lists its product as uncharacterized. The record is from RefSeq and is a predicted model, not a curated record. Bases 445 to 753 code for a protein of 102 amino acids. NCBI's taxonomy places the organism in Eukaryota, Viridiplantae, Streptophyta, Magnoliopsida, Poales, Poaceae. The transcript has a single exon.
GCCUGGAAAAUCCGGCGUUAAUGCCUGGCCAGUGCAUCUGGGAGAUGAGAUGAGAUAACCAGGUUGCAGAGCAGUUGUUUUCGGGUGUGACCAUCCCUCCACUAACCUCGCAACCUUUUCAGCUUUAGCAAGUGCUGGUCCCUCCCCCCAUCCCCACCACCAGGCCUUGUGCCUUUCACCUUUCGAGACUCUCUGUCCAAGUCCUUGUAACCUUGUCAUGUGUGUUUAUUAGCUUAGAAGCGAUCGAUAUCAAUCGUGUAUAUAUAAUAUACAAGGCGUGCCUUCGAUCGAGCUCUCCAAGAUGCUGUCGAGGCUGUUGCCGAGUUACAACAGAGGAAGGCGGCUUCUUGCCAACUGAGCUCGUGUGCGCGUGAUCUCGGAGAAGUCAGGUCGACGGUUUCUUGCCGGUCCAGCAAGUGAUACCGACCUGUUCUGACCCUGGCUAUGUGGGGCGUGCUGUCCCUUGUGCGGCGAGGCAUGCGGCGGCGGCGGCGGCGGGCCGCGCGCGUGGUGGACGAGAGCGCGCUCGGCGACGGCGCGGCGGCCGCGGCCGCUGGCGACGUGGCGCACGCGCCAGCGGCGCCGGGCGUGCUGGCCAGGGCGCUCCUGGCGAUGGCAUGCGGCGCCGUCCGCCUGGACGGCGACGGGGCGGAGGAGGCGUGGGCGGCGAGAGGAUGGCGCCCCGCGCGCGCGGCCGACGAGGUCAGCCACCUCAUGGUGCGCGAGAGCUUGCGCUACGCCAUCUACGCCUAGGCCCGUGCUACUGCUCGCUCGCCGUGCGCAUGUGUAUAUGCAGGAGAGGGAUCCAUGUAACCAUGUUCAUGUCGUGAUUAUCUUUAUCUUAACUAAUCCAGAUCGAGCAAUCAAGGGCCCUCCCCUUUCUAUCA